Cucumis melo (muskmelon) is the source of this 1067-nucleotide messenger RNA. RefSeq lists its product as uncharacterized. The transcript has a single exon. The record is from RefSeq and is a predicted model, not a curated record. NCBI's taxonomy places the organism in Eukaryota, Viridiplantae, Streptophyta, Magnoliopsida, Cucurbitales, Cucurbitaceae. Bases 145 to 780 code for a protein of 211 amino acids.
UCCCUCCAAACUCUGCCCAUGUGUUCUUAAUUUUUUUUUUUGGUCCCCCUUUUAUAUUUUUAUUCAAUUUGAUUUCCAGUGUAAGAGGGGGAGUUUUAGUAUAGUAUACUCUCACUGUUCAAUAGAUAUUCUUUUCCCUGAAUAAUGGCUAAAGGUCGGAAAUUGACGACGAGUAGGAGCGAGCGAUUUCUCGGUAGCUAUACCUACAAUCAUAGUCAAGGCUCCACCGGGAGCGACUCGUCGGAACUGGGCGAAGAGGAUGUUUGGCCGAUGGUGGAUAGCGUGGAGACGGAAAGGGAAGAAUUCAGCGAAGAGAAUUCAUUGGCCGCCUACGGCGGCGGAGGGAUUAAUAUCAGUCACGGAGGAAUUUCGGUGAGGCGAGGGAGUGGGGUUCCUGUGGAUACACGUGAGCGACACGUUGGCGGGCUGUCGCUGGCAUUUGAAGAUCCGAGUAGGAUGACGUCCGCGAGAAUCGUGCAUCAGUUUCGAGGGAACGACACGGUGGCGUCUCCACGAGGGCGGCAGAUGGCUACAUCAGCGCCCGUGAACGUGCCUGAUUGGAGCAAAAUUCUCCGAGUGGACUCGGUGGAGUCUCUUCAAGAGUUCGACGAGCCAUUGGAUGACCCUGACUCGGAGAUCGUUCCACCACAUGAGUACUUAGCAAGAAGUCGAAAAAAGAACGCGACUUCGGUCUUCGUCGGCGUCGGCCGGACUCUCAAAGGCCGGGACUUGAGACGGGUCCGUGAUGCGGUUUGGAUGCAAACCGGGUUCGAUGGAUAAAACUCUAAAGAAGGAAAAAAAAAAAACCUUGUUAGGGAGGGAGAUUCCUGAUUAUGAAAUCUAGACAUCAAGAUCAACCGAGAAUAUAAUUAAUAUUGUGAAAAUGGGAUGAAUUCUUUCUUUUUUUUUCCCCCUUGAGCCGCAGUUGACCCGGAUUAGUCGGGUAAACCCUGUGGCAACUCAUCAUCCCAGAUUCGUAAGUAUGGUAAAAGAGAUUUUUAUCCGAUUCAAGUAAUUACCCGACCAGUUACUAGAAUGGAAUUUGAAAAACAACCCAUCUGUUUUCA